AUGUCCGAGGUUGGUCCUGUUGAAAAACUAAAUCUAACGGAAAGGAAUUCUCAUCGUUAUGCAAUGGUAACAUUUGAAGAUGAGGAGAGUGUACCAUUUGCUUGUGAAACAUUGGAUGGUAUUCGAUUAUUCCAAGUACCGUUAACAGUGAAGCCUCGCAAUGGUUCGAGACAUGACAGCAGGAAGUCGUCGGAUUCAAUGCGACGGGACUCAUAUGGAAGCUCACAUUCAUCGCCUUACGACUCACGUAAAAGGGAUCAUAUGGGUACAGGCAUAGGAGCGCUGCUAGGAUCCCUUGAUUCCACUCCGUCUACAUUAUAA
Cooperia oncophora is the source of this 321-nucleotide messenger RNA. NCBI's taxonomy places the organism in Eukaryota, Metazoa, Nematoda, Chromadorea, Rhabditida, Trichostrongylidae. The record is from the annotation of a GenBank genome assembly.